GAGGGAAGGGGAAGGGGAGGCGGGCGGAUUACGCGCGGCGCGAGUGAAGGCGUGCGCAAGGAACAGCGACCAGCAUUCACCGCAUCCCUGCCAGUCAUGCAGCAAAAGGUUUGUUCUGGAGGUUCCCUUUCUUUCCACGAUGGCACCCGCUCGCCGUUCUUCCGCAGCCUGGACACCCGCGCCGCGUGCCCGCACGAGUACGACGGCUUCAGCAUCACCGGGAAGUUCCCGGCGUGUCCGCCGCACAAAGCCGGCCUCCCGGCGGCGCGCGGCGUGCGGCGCUCGCUCAGUGACGGCAGGGACGCCGCCCACUUCCUGAUCUCCAGGAGGAGGACACGCAGCGUGGGCACGCGCCAGGACGGAGACCAGGACGAGGAGCGUGGCGAGACGGACGAGGAGGACGGGACCUCGGACAAGCCGCCGGAUCACCACAGUGGUUUCCAUCUGGGCCCGGCGCCGCUGCUCGGGCAUCACUGUUGUUCCGACCCGGAUGGCGCCUGGUCCUUGUCAGCGGCGGGGCACGGAGGCUUGGGCGGCAUUGGCGGCGACGUUGGCAGCGGCGAUGGCUGCAGCGUCCUGCAGCAGCGGCUGGCUCGCGUCAGGACGGAGCUAGCGCAGGCCGACACGCGGCUGCUGUGCGAGCGUGCCCACUCGCAGCAUUUGUCCCGCGAGAGGCAAGAAGUGGCAGAGAAGGAGCGGUCGCUGAGCCGGCAGGUGGACGUGGCCGUCAUGGUGAUCGCCGCCCUCAAGGAGCAGAUCAACGCCUCGGAAAGCGAGCUGGAGCGACGUGAAAGGCAGGUGCUGAGCAUCCAGAAGUUUUUGGAAAUGGCCGCGCGCCAGGAGACCAGCGGCAAGGUCCGAAUCCAGUUGUUCAUCGAGAACCUGCUGAGACGCAUCGCGCUGGCCGAGACCCUCCUGGAGGACUACCAGGGACGGCAGACGCCGGCGACCGACCGCGACAAACCUCUCAGGAUCACCAAGAGCAGGUCAGCAGGGUGUCAGCUCUCGUGCGGUCUCCACGGCAACGCGCCGUCAGGCGAACAGCGCGAGCGUCUGGCGCGCUCGUCGCGCCUUUUCUGCCGACCCGAACACCGUGUCGACAUCUGGAACCAGCGGCGGCGCUCGACUGGAUACGAGGCCUAACGCCGCCAGGAAGGGGCGCGCUUGCGUCAUCACCGCGCGACCUCACUUCUUCAUUUGAGUUGAGAACACCUACACACACACAGCUGGUCGCUUGUCACUUACUGUACUACGACAAUGCGUUAUUUGACAGACACUGACAUCUAACCAUUUAGAGUUUAUUUUAUUGAAUUGGUCAAUUCAAUGAUAAAAAGACAUGACACAAUUCGAAAUAACUAUAAUUGUAUUAGUUGUAUGCAUAGAUCGAUAAAAAUGUGCAAAAUCUCAUGAGAAAAUAGUACAUCAUGAGGGAGGAUCUGCUCUGUCUCAACCCUUCGUGAAUCUCGGCAGGCACAGGCGGCGGCCAGCGUUGUGGGUGUUGUGUCCACGAUGAGAGCCGGAGUCCGCGCUUGGAAAUGACCCCACUGAGCCACGAGGACCAAAGCGGCAGUAGGAGGACAUUUCCAUGACAGCAUUGUCCGUGCAUGUGUCGCGAGUGGACAACAUGGCAGACACGGUGCUGUCUGCCGCACUUCCUGCUCUAUCUACUUGUGUAUUGCCCAAAUGUAUUUUGUGCUGUCAUAAUGCCACCCGGCGCGUCAUCUUUCACAUCAAAAGUGAAAUCUCACUCGCAAGAUUUAUUUCAUGGGAUUGGCUGGAAAUGACGAGGAUGAAUCGAUACAUUCCAUUCAGUGAAGCAGCGCGCACGCGUGUGUAUCAUUGUGCAGUCUAGUAAGUACAAUGUUUAUACAAGUUAUCUUGUGACGUGUUUAAUGACGUGGCACGCAACUAUACGUUUUAAAAAUCGGUUUUAGUUAUUAAAUGGGCAUGAAAAAUGUUAUGAAAUUACUCAGACAAGAUAUUCUUUUUACUGCUACAAUGCAGACGCAAAGUAUCCAAUUAAUCAACGAAUCUAUGAAAUUAAUUGACCGCUAUUUUUAUCACCGAUUCAUCAUUCAGAGACCUUUUUUCACUUUGAUUUCUGUAGUUGUCCAUGAAAGCGGAUUGAUUGUGUUUGUGUACAAAAAAAAAAACCUUUUGCAAACAUCUGCUUUUACUUUGGAAAACAAUAAUCGACAUU
Molecule: messenger RNA, 2200 nt
Organism: Hippocampus comes (tiger tail seahorse)
Lineage: Eukaryota; Metazoa; Chordata; Actinopteri; Syngnathiformes; Syngnathidae
Gene: znf365
Product: zinc finger protein 365
Exons: 6
Coding region: 97-1143 (348 amino acids)
Biological process (GO): telomere maintenance; regulation of neuron projection development; regulation of double-strand break repair via homologous recombination
Source: RefSeq, a predicted model, not a curated record